AACAUGGAGGAAGUCCUUAACAGCACCAUUCACCCGGCUUGUUUACAAGAGCCGCCACUGGCCAUCGAUGUGAUAAAACAGCUAGAUGUGUUUGGAAUUUGCCUUUAUUCUAUGCUCACCUUCAUGUCCUGUCUGUCGCUGUUACUAUAUUUGGAGCAGUGUGUCUAUAUUUAUAAAAAACUACCUUACCCUAAGAAGACAACCAUCAUCUGGGUCAAUGGUGCAGCACCAGUUAUUUCCACCAUGUCUUGCUUUGGGAUGUGGAUCCCUAGAGCAGUCAUGAUCACUGACAUGACAUCUAACUGUUAUUUUGCAGUGGUGGUGUAUAAGAUCCUGGCUUUAAUGAUUGAAGAGUUGGGAGGCAGCCGCACUUUCCUGAAGCGGUUUUCUGGUAAACCCUUCAAGAUCAGCACCGGACCCUGUUGCUGCUGCUGCGUUUGUUUGCCCUAUGUGCCAAUGUCACGGCGAAUGUUAUUCAUACUGAAGCUGGGGGCUCUUCAGUAUGCAAUCCUAAAGACAGUGCUCUCUGUUGUCUCCGUAAUACUGUGGACAAAUGGAAACUUUGAUCUUUCUGAUCUAGAGAUUACAGGUACAGCGAUUUGGAUAAACCCAUUUAUUGGUGUCCUCACAAUUGUCUCCCUCUGGCCGGUCGGCAUCAUUUUUAUGAACACCAACAGCCUGCUACGCAGCCUCAAGAUGAUUCCAAAGUAUGCCAUGUACCAGCUGGUACUUGUUCUGAGUCAGCUGCAGACUUCGAUCAUUAACAUCCUGGCCUUGGAUGGAACCAUUGCUUGUGCUCCUCCCUUCUCAUCUCAGGCUCGAGGAUCCAUGCUAAGUCAGCAGAUGAUGAUCAUAGAGAUGUUCAUCAUCACUCUGGUCACUAGGUUUUUGUACCGUCGCACAUAUGACCCACUUCCCACUGACACUCAUGAGUGUGAAAACAACCACAACUCCAGCAUCGCGGUGAAGGCUGCGCUUGUCGAACACGAUGUCUAAACAGAGUGACAUCUGCGAGGGUGUCACACUGCUCUGUUUCCAUAUGGUAUUACAUUUCACCUCAAACCGGACCAGACAUAAGGAAAAAGGGAAAACUGCUAAAUGACUUCCUGUUUGACUUUUACACAUUAAUUCUUUGUACUUUCUACACAUUAUAUUUCCUUUUUGACAUAUUUAUGUUGCAUCCUCCAUAUCCAUUGAUGCAUUUGCAAUAGUGAUGAAAGUCUGUUUGUGUAAAAAGGUACAGCAUUGAAUUGCUCAAAUGUUUUUAUGUAUUCAGUGUUUGAACACCACAGGUUAAUUUUGAUGUAUUUCCAUAUUUAUAACAUGGUGGCAGUAGAAAUCUCACAAACAGGUCUGUCUAAUAA
Messenger RNA from Sphaeramia orbicularis (orbiculate cardinalfish), 1364 nucleotides. RefSeq names its product organic solute transporter subunit alpha-like. The coding region runs from base 4 to 996 and encodes 330 amino acids. Lineage: Eukaryota; Metazoa; Chordata; Actinopteri; Kurtiformes; Apogonidae. The transcript is spliced from 8 exons. The record is from RefSeq and is a predicted model, not a curated record.